AUGGAUUAUAUAUUUUAUUUUGGAUUUUUUGUUUUACUACUAAAACGCGCGGAUGCAGCCAUUGUGCCCAACUCGGAGGACACCAUAAGCGAGAAUAGCAUCAAACCACCGCCCGCGUCACAUCUCACACCUUCGGAAACAGCGAGCACGAACAGUAAUAAACAUGACACGAUGAAACGUGCUUUUGAGGAGUGUCGCACACAGUUUAGUUGGAUGUGUUUGAAAAUUGAAUUUGUGAAAAUUAUGGAGCGCCUGACCGAAAAGGAUGAGCUUUUGUUGGUGCCCGGCAUCAGUGUGGUGCGAAAUGUGAAUGCGUCGGAAGUGAAGAGCAACGAUUUAAUGGCAGAAGUGGCACGUAGCUACCCCAGCGAUCCCAACUCACGCCUAAACGGUUACAUUGUGAAUAAACUGAGUAGUUUUCUGCAAACCCAUUAUUUACGCUUCAAAUUGAUCGACACCGAUACAGUGGCGGAGGCGCGCUCGGCUUUGGAGACGGGACGCAAGGGCAAAUUCGGCAAAAAGGGUGGCUUGGAAGCGCUGAUCGCCGCUGGUCUCAUGAUGAAAGGUACACUCAUGGCUCUCGGCAUGGGUGCUGUGGCAUUGAUGGCUGGCAAAGCACUCAUGACGGCCCUCAUGGCUCUAACACUUUCGAGUAUAUUGGGCCUGAAGAGCUUGGCAUCCGGUGGCGGUGGCAAGUCGACUACAUACGAAAUUGUUUCGAAACCUGUAUACACAUCAAGUCAUUCGCACUCCUACGAUGAGGGCCAUGGCGGUGGCCAUAUGGGCGGAGGUGGCCACAGCGGCAGCGGUUACGGCGGUUAUGCACGAAAAUUGAACUUGGCUAUGCCAAAUCAUCUGCAGUAA
This is a messenger RNA of Anastrepha obliqua, 864 nucleotides long. RefSeq lists its product as uncharacterized. NCBI's taxonomy places the organism in Eukaryota, Metazoa, Arthropoda, Insecta, Diptera, Tephritidae. The transcript is spliced from 3 exons. The record is from RefSeq and is a predicted model, not a curated record. Bases 1 to 864 code for a protein of 287 amino acids.